UCCUCCCCUUUCUCAAAGACACGGCCGAACAUCAUUUCAGGACAAUGAUAUCCUGCUGGUGUGCAAACUUUAACCAAGUGCAUUCAUACUUACCGACGAUUCUGUUUGUUGUAAAUUCACAAACGCCGAGAUUUGGUUGAUGUGACAGUAUUUCAUCUGGAUUCAGAAGUCUGUUUCCCAUUUCCGAUAACCACAACUCGGCUUCCUGAUUUGAACUGCCAUUUCCUCAACGUUCACCUGCUGCAAGACAGAUGAUCGAGAGUGAUGUCACAGUGCCUGACACAGGAAUGCAAAUUAGGACAGGCUGCAAGGUGACUGGAACUUAUUUUCCUCUGACUGACAGUAUUAUCUGCUCUGCCUCUCCCAAUCCCUUCCUCGACUUACGUUGUCACAAAUAUGGACCAAGAAUAUGAGCGAAGGCUUCUUCGACAAACACAUUUCCAAAAUGUCUCCGAGAAUAUGCUUUCACCAUCUGCCCUGAGCACACGACCUGUAACUGCAAACUCUCCAGGAAUCCUUCCUCGUAAGACAGGAGACCGCUUCAUUCCAACCAGAGCAAGUUCAAACUGGAGCAUCAACUUUCAUGCUAUAAAUGAAAAUGGAAAGUCCCCCAACCAGAAUCGAAAAACAAAGGAAGCAAACUCUGAUAAUGGGAAAGAUGGUGUAGCAUAUGCUGCCUUACUGAAGAAUGAGCUACUGGGAGCAGGCAUUGAAAAAGUGAGUGAUCCUCAGACUGAAGAUCGGAGAUUCCAGAUGCCAAUGCAGGAGCGAAGGAAUCUAUUCAGAUAUGCCUUGAGCACAAAGAGGUCCACUACUGAAGGUGGGAAUGAGAUUUCUCCAUAUUCAUUGUCCCCCGUAAGCAAUAAAAGUCAAAAGCUGUUGCGGUCACCACGGAAACCAACAAGAAAAAUUUCAAAGAUUCCAUUUAAAGUUCUGGAUGCUCCAGAACUGCAGGACGACUUUUAUCUCAAUCUAGUGGAUUGGUCAGCAGCAAAUGUCCUAAGUGUUGGUCUUGGUGCGUGUGUUUACUUGUGGAGUGCAUGUACCAGUCAGGUCACUAGACUGUGUGAUCUCUCAAUUGAUGGUGACUCUGUUACAUCUGUUUGUUGGAAUGAGAGGGGGAAUUUUGUAGCUGUGGGUACCCAUAAGGGAUAUGUGCAGAUCUGGGAUGCGGCAGCUGGGAAAAAGCUGAGUUCUCUUGAUGGACAUUCAGCUAGAGUUGGGGCUUUGGCUUGGAAUGCUGAUCAACUCUCAUCAGGAAGUCGGGACCGUCUCAUUCUACAGAGAGAUGUGAGAACACCUCCACUUCAGAUGGAGCGGCGAUUACAGGGCCACAGGCAGGAAGUCUGUGGUUUAAAGUGGUCUCCUGAUCACCAGCACUUAGCUUCUGGGGGCAACGAUAACAAGCUCUUUGUAUGGAACAAUUCCAGUUUGAGCCCAGUCCAGCAAUACACAGAACAUUUAGCAGCAGUAAAGGCCAUUGCCUGGUCUCCUCAUCAGCAUGGCCUUCUGGCAUCAGGAGGGGGCACUGCUGAUCGCUGCAUUCGUUUCUGGAACACACUGACAUGCCAGCCCUUGCAGUGCGUCGACACAGGCUCUCAAGUCUGCAAUCUUGCCUGGUCUAAGCACGCAAAUGAAUUGGUUAGUACACACGGCUAUUCACAGAAUCAGAUUUUAGUGUGGAAAUACCCGUCCUUAACACAGGUUGCCAAACUGACCGGGCAUUCAUAUAGAGUGCUCUACCUGGCCAUAUCACCUGAUGGAGAGGCUAUAGUAACAGGAGCAGGUGAUGAAACUCUGCGGUUUUGGAAUGUUUUCAGUAAAACCCGUUCGACUAAGGAAUCCAAAUCUGUCCUUAAUCUUUUUACAAGGAUACGGUAAAACUGCCGUGAAGAACAGGCGCUCCUUCGAAAACGGAUUCCCUCAACACAAACACACACAGCAGUAAAGUUCAUCAGAACAAACAUAACCAACCUCCUCUUCACUGUUUUUGUUCAAGUGGUCAAUGCACUUUCAUUUACUAAGUUUUGAGGUUAUUUGAAAGACUAUUGUUGGUACAUUAUUAAUUCAUCUCAACACCAAGAUGGAUGAAAGAAAUGCAAAAGGAAUGUGAAGUAAAAGGAGAAAGUUCACUUUAUAUGUAUCUAUUGUACAAUGUGUACAGAAGCUAUUUAUUGGACUGAGGAUGACCUUUGAUGCUGUCUUAAUGUUUGCAUGGAAACAGGAGUGUGGGAAUGGAUCCAGAAGCACUCCUAAUCUUUUAUAGUAAAAAAGAUGAAAAGUAUUUACGUAGUGUGUCUUGGAUAUCUGAAAAAGGAGGCACAUUUUUAGACAUUAUCCACCCCCAUUCUACUGAAUCAUCUCAGUAUUUGCUUCUAGAACUAAGAAAUUUAACUUUGUAAUUUACAUUGCACUUAUGUUCACUGAAAAAAAUCAUUACAAAUAGGAGCCAUAAUUAAAAUUAAUAUUAAACAUGAAAGUUUAAUUUUG
Messenger RNA from Stegostoma tigrinum, 2490 nucleotides. RefSeq names its product fizzy-related protein homolog. The record is from RefSeq and is a predicted model, not a curated record. Gene Ontology annotation, molecular function: anaphase-promoting complex binding; protein binding; ubiquitin ligase activator activity. The transcript has 15 exons. Gene Ontology annotation, biological process: positive regulation of ubiquitin protein ligase activity; anaphase-promoting complex-dependent catabolic process; positive regulation of anaphase-promoting complex-dependent catabolic process. Gene Ontology annotation, cellular component: anaphase-promoting complex. Lineage: Eukaryota; Metazoa; Chordata; Chondrichthyes; Orectolobiformes; Stegostomatidae. The coding region runs from base 397 to 1881 and encodes 494 amino acids.